AAACACUCCAGAAGUUCAUAAGUUGUUUGUCAAGAAGUCAUGAAAUAAGUGCUUUUUCCGCCACGUUGAAGAUAUUUGUAGCAUGAAAGAAAGACUGUUUCCUGUGGUAUUUUGUUGAAAUAUGUGAAGAAGCUUGAUCAUUGCUGGUUUAUGGCAGAGUUGGCUGAGUUUCUUAGUAUUUUGAACUAACGAAUUAUAUGAAGUGGCAGUAUGUUAGUUCCAGUAUUUACACUGAAUCUCAGCCAGAAGAUUCUACCAGGACGAGUAUGCAUUGGGAAAUAUGAUGGCGUCCAUAGUUGCCUUACUGCAUCAACUACUGCAGAUAAGGUGUUCAUUCACAACUCUCAUCAGCGACUUGGUUUAGAAGGGGGUCGUAUGUCUCUCAGCCAAAGUAGUGCCGAGGUAUCCCUUCUCAACAUUAAUCAGACAGUAUCUGCACUCACAGCUGGUGGAUUGAUCAAAUCCAAGCAUGGUGAUAUCCUCGUUGUGGGAACUCCAACUAAUGUUUUGGCUUAUGAUGUUCAGAAUAAUUCAGAUGUUUUUUACAAAGAUGUAUCAGAUGGAGCAAAUGCUAUUACUAUUGGUCAGUUGGGCCAUCAUACAUAUCCACUGGCUCUCAUUGGAGGAAACUGUUCCAUCCAUGGCUUUGACAGUGAGGGCAAUGAUCCAUUUUGGACUGUGACUGGUGAUAAUGUUUCAUCAUUAACACUGGCAGAUUUUGAUGGAGAUGGAGAAAAUGAGCUUUUGGUAGGUUCGGAGGAUUUUGAAAUCAGAGUUUUCAAACAAGAAGAGAUUUUAUUUGAGAUGUCGGAAACGGAAGCAGUGACGGCACUCUGCCCGAUGCAAGGUUCUCGUUUUGGUUAUGCCCUUGCCAAUGGUACUGUUGGAGUUUAUGAAAAGCUGGCAAGGUGGUGGAGAAUUAAGUCUAAGAACCAGGCAAUUGCAAUCUACAGCUAUGAUCUUGAUGGUGACGGUGUUCCCGAGCUGAUCACUGGCUGGAGCAAUGGGAAGAUGGAUGCUCGCAAUGAUCGUAGUGGAGAAGUUGUAUUUAAGGACAACUUUCAGUCAACUAUAGCUGGUAUCGUGCAAGGAGACUACCGCAUGGAUGGCAAAAAUCAGCUUAUUUGUUGCUCUGUUGAUGGAGAAGUUCGUGGUUACCAGUCUUCUUCACCUGAGAGUCGGUAUUCCAUGAUGGAUGUGAAUGUCGAACAAGAAACAAUCCGAGAAUUGAGUCAGAGACGCCACAAUCUUCUGCUGGAGCUGAAAAACUAUGAGGAAAAUCAGCGCAUGGGAUCAUCUGGAGAGGUGCUCUUCGGGAAACCUUCUACUGCUGGGGACCAAGUUGGAGUCAUACCUGCCAACACUCAACUUCAGACUGGGCUUGCUAUUAACAUGGGUAGUGAAGAGAAAAAUAAGCCACCUCACGUGGAGAUUGCUCUAGCCACAACAAAUGACACUGUAAUACGUGCUGUCAUCAUAUUUGCCGAAGGUAUCUUUGAAGGGGAAAGCCAUGUGUUUCAUCCGAGAGAAUCGACACUGAGCAGCAACAUAAGGGUCCCUUUAUACCCUCCCAAGGAUGUUCCAGUCGAUCUUCACAUCAAGGCCAUGGUGGGAUACAAAGGGUCAUUACACUAUCAUGUAUUUGAAUUGACCCGUCAACUUCCUCGCUUUUCAAUGUAUGCUCUCUGUACCACUGCAGUCAACCAGCCUCAGGGAUAUGUCAAGUUCAAACUGACUGAACGCGUUGCAAGGAUUGUUAUGUGGAUAAAUUCAAGCUUUCUGCUCCUGGAUGAUCUACAAGCAGAUGAAGAAGGAGGACUUGAUGUCUCAUUUCUGUCAUUGCGUUCGAAUAUGCCACUCAUUAUUCAGGCCACACCACAAUGUGAGAUCACCAUACGCUUGGAUGAUAUGGACUUGGCUGGUGAUAUCAUGCAGACACUUAGUAAUUAUCUUAACUUGGAGGACUUGCAGGUGGAGGCAGACUUCCCAUCUGAAUUGGAGCAGCUUGGGUCAGUGCUGGAGCGUGUUGAGGAGUACCAUGCUACCCGUCAGCGUCUCUCGGCAGAAAUGGCGGAUCAUUCGGGAGUUAUUCGCACCCUAGUGGUUAGAGCAGAGGAUGCUAGGCUCAUGUCUGACAUGCAGAGCAUGCGUCAGUGGUACGGUGAGCUAUACAAUCUCAACAAGGACCUGAUUAGUGGGUAUAAGAUCCGUUGCAACAAUCACCAAGAGCUUCUCAACUGUCUUAAGCAAGUCAACCAGACAAUACAAAAAGCUGGAAGGCUCAGAACUGGUAAGUCAAAGACUGCAGUUGUGAGUGCCUGUCGACAAGCAAUCAAGAACAACAAUGUAAAUGCACUAACAAAAAUAAUUCGCACCGGCAGUGCAUAACAGGACAUCCUGGGACAAAUUAUUCAACUGAAGCAAUGAAGUCACUGGCACGGCACAAACAUUCAUCUAAACAGUUGAGCAAAGUUUGCCCCGACUCCCAAACGGGAAAAGUUCAACCAAGAUGGACAUGGUUCCACAGAUGACCAGGAUCAGAGGGUCUAUCUUUUCAAGAUUGGAACACUUUAGUCUUGUCUCCUUAAUUGGUAAGAAGAGCUACUUCAAAACCCACACUCAACUGCUUAGUCAUCUUCCCACUUGGUGCCUGCUUCACACACUCUUGAAGGAUUAGUGUACUUCACCCACACUGGAAGGUUUUAAUUUACCUGCUUCACACCCACACUGGAAGGUUUUAGUAUACCUGCUUCACACCUACACUGGGAGGUUUAAUAUACUUCAUAUAAGAAGGCUUUGUAUGCCUGCUUUACUUUUACUGAGUUACAGUAUGUCUGCUUCAUGCACUCUUGGAGGUAUAGUAUGGAUGCUGUAGCUAUUUAAAGGUUUAGUACAUGUCACACAUUCACUUAAAAAUAAAUAAAUGAAAGAAGCAAAGUGGCUGCAAGUGUGUAUGAAUGCUGUAAUGAAUUUUGUUUUGUUAUUGCUGUAUAUACUAAUUACUGUGUAAACCAUCUGUGAUAAGUAAUUAAGCUAGUCAUAUUUAUAUACAAGUUUUGAACUAGUCAUCGAAGGAGAUUAAUCUGCAGAUAUGUUGCUUUAGUAAUGACUGCUGUUGAAAGUGUCUUAUGUCUCUGCAGAAGUUGUGCAACACAGUCACACUAUUUUGGUGUAUAGUAAUUUCAAUAUUCAAAUACAUUGUAUAUAUAUGG
Messenger RNA from Procambarus clarkii (red swamp crayfish), 3212 nucleotides. RefSeq names its product BBSome complex member BBS2. Gene Ontology annotation, molecular function: protein binding. Gene Ontology annotation, biological process: non-motile cilium assembly. The record is from RefSeq and is a predicted model, not a curated record. Lineage: Eukaryota; Metazoa; Arthropoda; Malacostraca; Decapoda; Cambaridae. Gene Ontology annotation, cellular component: motile cilium; ciliary basal body; membrane.